Messenger RNA from Setaria italica (foxtail millet), 3076 nucleotides. Its product is annotated as bromodomain-containing protein 4. The transcript is spliced from 2 exons. Lineage: Eukaryota; Viridiplantae; Streptophyta; Magnoliopsida; Poales; Poaceae. Bases 559 to 2457 code for a protein of 632 amino acids. The record is from RefSeq and is a predicted model, not a curated record.
AUCCUCCUCCAUCUCCUUUUCAAAUUGGAGCGGGAACGCUUAAUAAAAUUACCCAAGGCUAGCUAGCUAUGACAGCAGCAGGGACCAUGAGAGCAUGGGGUCGCCCAACCCAACCCAGGGCUCUGAAAUUGAAGUUGAUAGUCACAACAGAGAACAGAGUUAGAGGCAGGCAUGUUUUCAGAGUAGAUAUGACUGCAAUUCCUUCCUCGCCCCCAUUCAGAGCGAGUCGUUGGUAGAUUCCCAAUGCCGAUGCUGACCUCAUCACAUCGAUCGCCAUGCACACCCAGAAGCUAGUGGACUGCAAAUUUCUCCCAUUUUAUUAUCUCCGGGUUUCACCGGCAUCUCCCUUCCCAAAGCUUAACUACUUCCUCACCAAACACACUACUCCUACUACAUUCUUGAGCCACACACUCUCCCUCCAAGUUCAAACUUUCCCUGAUCUCGCCUUCCCUCCAACGCAACACCUCGUUGCUCGAUCAACAACACCAUUGCUAGCUCGGCAGGCAGCAGCAACAGUAGUAGCUCACUGCCCGUCUUCUUCUUCUCGCCACCAUCACCAUGGGGAGGACCAAGCAGUCGUCGUCGUUCUGGUCGUCGCGGCGCCGAGCCUCCUCCGCGCCCGCCACGCCCAGGCCGGAACCGCCCGUCGGCUGCAUGUCCAUGGUGCAGUACCUCAUCUUCGCGCCCGGCGCCGGCUGCGUCGGCCGGCCGCCGGCCUCCUCCAACGCCAUCGUCACGCCGCACGGCGACUUCCAGAGCCCCGACAAUUGUGAAGGCAGGUGCAAGAGCGGCUUCGAGGCGCCCAGGAACAGCCUCGACCUCGACGCUGACAACCCCAACGACAUCCAGAUCGGCGUGCAGAUCGAGCCGGUGUUCGACGCCCUGGCGCGGACCGACAUGCGCCGCCCGAAGCCCACCGCGCCGUCGUCGGAGGCCGAGACGCCGCGGACGCCCAGCCUCGUCGCGCGCCUCAUGGGCAUCGACGGCCUGCCGGACCAGCCCUCGCCGUCGCCGCCGGGGCAGCACCACAAGACGAAGCCCGCCACCAGACCUUCCUCCUCCUCCAAGGAGAACACACACUGCAGCUCGGCGCCGGGCAGCGGCAAGGGGGAGAAGAAGAAGCGCGUCAUCCCGGAGUCCAUGAACCGGCGGGAGCCGCUGCGGAGCCUCAGCUGCAACGUCGAGGCGCGGUCCCUGCCGGACACGCCGCGGGGGUCCACGUCGGCGCGGGCGUCGUGGGACGGGCCCAGACUGUCGCUGCAGGCGCUGAAGGAGAGCGUCCUCGACCGCGCCGCGCAGUACAUGUCCAUGCCAAGCUCGCCCACCUCCUCCGCCGCCGCGGCCGCUGCCGGAAAGAAGAAGAAGAAGGAGAGGGAGCGGGCGGCCAAGGAGCAUGCGCGCGAGAUACUCAGGCAGGCCAAGGAGAACGUCGCCACCCGCAAGAGCAAAUCCUCGUCGCCGGCGGCGGAGAAGAAGAGGCACAGCAGCUUCAGCAACAAGGAGAACGUCGCAGCUCCGGUUGUGGAGGACAAGCUCGUCGUCGUCGUCCAAGCUGCUGCCAAGCCGACGACGGUGGCGGCUAAAGCGCAUCAAGGCGGCACCGAGCAUCCUCCGCCGUCACACAACAGCCCCAGGGUGCCGCUGGCUCCGAGGCAGCAGUCGCCGCCGCCGCAGCGGGCGAAGCCGUCGCGGCCGCCGCCACCGCCGCCGCCGCUGGACCCGCCCGCCAGGACGAGGAAACCGGACGGGUGCGAGCGCUUCGCCACGCGGAUCAAGAAACCAGCUGCUGCCGCCGGGGGCCAGCCUCCUCCUCCGGCGUCACCGCCGGUGGCCCUGCCGCCCGCGCCGGCGACCACGUCGUCUGUGCCCAGCCAAAGGCAUGCUCCGUCGACAGUGCCGGUGGAGGAGAACCCCGAGUACCGGUACCUUCGGACGGUGCUGGAGCGCGGCGGGUUCAUGCGGUCGCCGCCUCGGCGUCCUGGCCGGCCGUACUCGUCGGCGUCGCCGGUGGACCCGAUCGUGUUCCACCUCCUGGAGCUGGAGCUGCCGGCGGAGGAGGCGCGUCUGGGCCCACUCCGCCACCGGUGGAACCGGAAGCUGCUGUUCCACCUGGCGCAGGAGCUCCUGGCGGACCUGCUGCUGGUCCCGCAGCAGGACGCCUCGGCGGCGGCGGCGUCAGGAACAGAGCGUCUUGCUCAUCUGGCUCUGACCGGCGCGCCGCUACUGGGGAAAGUCUGGAGGAGGGUCCGCGGCUUCCCGGCGGCGGACUGCCGUGUGGUGGGCGACAUCGACGCGCUGGUGGCGGCGGACCUGGAGGAGUCACCGGCGCGCGCACGGCGGCUGGCGGAGCACCCGGCGGUGGCGGAGGAGGCCGGGGACGUGGCGGAGGAGGUGGCGGACCGCGUCCUGGAGGCGCUCCUCGGGGAGUGCGUCGCGGAAUCCGUUUCUCUCUCCUGACACGGUCGCCGCCGCCGCAGCCGUCGUCACGUGCGCAGGCGAGGUAACCGUUGGGGGUGGCGUGGCGUGACGUCAGCCGGGGCAGCGGAUCUCGACGGGAACAGCGGGGGCGCGCUCACUACCAUGCUCUGCUGCUCUGCAGAUGCCCCCACAGAGUUGGCUGCGGCAGAGGCCACGCAGCUUCUGCUCACCGGUGCUGAUGGGAACGUGGCGUUGCCUGCCAUGCCUCGGGACGCGUGCGCGGCGUACAGUGAAGUGACCGCCGCCGGCGUGGCGGGUCACCGUCGGCGUUUGCUUGGAAUUCUGUUGGCUACGUGUAUAUAGGUACCGUCGGAGUAGCUCUCUGUGUCUCUGUACUUGAACAUCCUCUUGCUCAAUACAGUACACACUGUUGCUGCGAUCCUUUGUGUUUCUAGGGCCAUGGCACCUGUUUUGAUUUUUGAAAGGUGUGCAUGUCAAGAAUUGAUGGACACGAUGAUAACGUCUGUGAUCGGUAGGGUGCAUAGUCCCAAUCCACAGCUUCGAUGUGUUUGGUAGCAUGCAUAAGACCGCUUAGCUAAUGUUAGGGACACUGUCAGGAAAAGCGUCUUCAGUAUCGGGUCCAAACUCUCCUUCAGUA